Lathyrus oleraceus (garden pea) is the source of this 1881-nucleotide messenger RNA. RefSeq lists its product as uncharacterized. Gene Ontology annotation, molecular function: zinc ion binding; nucleic acid binding. The annotation marks the transcript as partial. The transcript is spliced from 3 exons. NCBI's taxonomy places the organism in Eukaryota, Viridiplantae, Streptophyta, Magnoliopsida, Fabales, Fabaceae. The record is from RefSeq and is a predicted model, not a curated record.
AAUGCUGGUGGUGAUGCUGGAUCACGUAGCUUGGCGACUUUUCAGAGAGAGAAUCCGCCGGUGUUUAAAGGGAAGCAUGAUCCAGAUGCAGCCUUGGGAUGGUUGAAAGAGAUUGAGAGAAUCUUCCGUGUUAUGGAUUGCACUCCAGCUCAGAAGGUUCGGUAUGGUACUCACAUGCUAGCAGUCGAAGCUGAUGACUGGUGGCUAGAGACUCACGAGCGGUUGACCGUGGCAGGUGAAGUCAUUACUUGGGAUGUAUUCCGUAGGGAAUUCAUGAGAAAGUAUUAUCCGGAAGAUGUCCGUGGUAAGAAGGAAAUUGAGUUCCUUGAGCUGAAGCAAGGAAACAUGUCUGUCACUGAUUAUGCUGCGAGAUUUGUGGAGUUGUCCAAAUUUUAUCCUCAUUACACUGGUGCUGGUGCUGAAUUUUCAAAGUGCAUCAAGUUUGAAAAUGGACUGCGCUCUGAAAUUAAGAAAGCUGUUGGGUAUCAGAAGAUACGCAUUUUUACUGAAUUGGUUGAUAGCUGCAGGAUAUUUGAAGAAGACAAUAAUGCUCAUUACAAGAUUGUCAGUGACCGCAGGGGCAAGCAACAUCAAAAUCGUGGCAAGCCGUAUGAUGCCCCAGUGGGAAAAGGGAAACAAGGAGCUGCUCCGGUUCAGAGGACUAGUAGGGGAGGUGCUCCUGCUGGUAUAGUUUGCUUCAAAUGUGGUCAGGCUGGUCAUAAGAGUAAUGUAUGCACUGCUGAAGUAAAGAGAUGUUUUCGUUGUGGUAAGACUGGUCAUGCAAUGGCUGAUUGCAAGCACAAGGAAAUGAUUUGUUUUAAUUGUGGCGAAGAAGGGCAUAUUGGAAGUCAGUGUCAGAAGCCAAAGAAAUCUCGUACAUGUUUCAUAUAUGGUACUCCUUUAAUUACUAUUAUUGAUACCGGUGCUACCCACUGUUUUAUUUCUGCUAACUGUGCUCGAAGAUUGGGUUUAAAAUUGUCCGCUUUGGAUGGUGAAUUGAUUGUUGAGACCCCAGCUAAGGGAUCAGUAACUACUUCUUUGGUAUGUUUAAAAUGUCCUUUGUCGAUCUUCGAUAGAGAUUUCUAUGUUGAUUUAGUAUGUUUGCAGUUGGAUGGGAUGGAUGUAAUUCUUGGUAUGAACUGGUUAGAGUAUAAUUAUGUUCAUAUAAAUUGUCAUCAUAAGUCGGUGAGGUUUUCCACUCCUGAAGAGGAAGGAGUUGACUUAUUACCUUUCAGAGAAUUGCGAAAAUUGAUGAAAGAGGGAGCUCAGAUGUUUUCUUUGAUGGCGACGUUGUCGGUUGAAAGUAAAGCUAAGAUAGAGGAACUGUUAGUGGUGAAAGAAUUCCCUGAAGUUUUUCCUGAUGAAAUUCCUAGUGUGCCGCCAGAGAGGGAAGUUGAAUUUACUAUUGAUCUGGUACCUGGUACUAGGCCUGUUUCGAUGAAGAAAGAGGGUAGUAUGAGGCUUUGUAUUGAUUAUAGACAAUUGAAUAAAGUAACGAUCAAGAAUAAGUAUCCACUACCGAGGAUAGAUGAUUUGAUGGACCAAUUAGUGGGUGCUUGUGUGUUCAGUAAAAUUGAUUUGAGAUCGGGCUAUCAUCAGAUCAGAGUGAAAGAUGAAGACAUCCAGAAGACAGCGUUCAGAACUCGGUAUGGACAUUAUGAGUAUUCUGUGAUGCCUUUCGGUGUGACUAAUGCGCCGGGAGUAUUUAUGGAAUACAUGAAUCGUAUUUUCCAUACUUAUCUGGAUCAUUUUGUGGUAGUAUUUAUUGAUGAUAUUUUGAUUUACUCUAAGUCCGAAGGAGAGCACCAGGAACAUUUGAGAUUAGUAUUGGAGGUUUUGAAAGAUAAGAAAUUGUAUGCGAAGUUGUCCAAGUGUGAGUUU